Messenger RNA from Rhipicephalus sanguineus (brown dog tick), 2185 nucleotides. RefSeq lists its product as uncharacterized. The record is from RefSeq and is a predicted model, not a curated record. The coding region runs from base 964 to 1983 and encodes 339 amino acids. Lineage: Eukaryota; Metazoa; Arthropoda; Arachnida; Ixodida; Ixodidae. The transcript has 3 exons.
UCUAGAACCACAUGCCACCUUGCUGUAGAGGAGUUUGACUACUCCAGUUCAGAGGAUGCACAUGCAAGGAUGAGCAUCUAUUGUCCAGUUUCCCUUUGAGCUUGUGAACCUGUGUUUUAGCCCCAAGGUGAGUUUUCCCACGUUCAAGCAACCCUCGUGGCCUCGUCUAAGAGGUAAGUUUUCUCAUUCACUAGUACCAUAUUCUGCCAUGUAAUAACGUAAAGUCCCAACUUGGAAGUCCCAGAAAGAGAAAUAUUUGCAAGUGUAACCCGUGGAAAUGCAUACAAAACCAAAAUUCUAAGUAGUUUGGAACAUUCAUUGACAUGAAAGGAUUCUUGAGAAGCAUUUUUGUUGCCAGCUUUCGUACCAAUGUUCUUGCUUGAGGUGGCGUCACAAGUAUUGUGGACGCUGGAGAGCAAGAGUCAUAUGCCCUGUCAAAGGAGUAGUCUGCAGAGCGCUUUGACAUUUAUUUUUGAACUGCCCUUCAUGCCCUUAAAAGCUAGUGGGUCAAUCCACUCAAAAUGCCCUAGACAUUUAGUUUGAUCACCUCCGAUUUCAUUCUUCAAAAAUCAUGAUUGACGAGUGCUUCCACAGCACAACUUCAGCCAAAAAAUAUUUAUAGGUUUCUGGCUGCUUUUUUGCAAAUGUAGUGAAGACAUAACAUUUAAAAGAAUUUUAAAAUGGAAGGUCGUUGAUUGAUUUAGUAUUUCCUUGUACGAUUCAUAAAGCAUUCUUUAUUGUCAAGGCAAUUUUUACAGCACGGAAGAAGCACGAACGUAUGAAGAGGGCAACACGGACAAGUGCUGACGGUUUUAUUUUGGAAAAGACAGAUACAAGUAGAGAAUUUGGAGCCGUUCAAGGGAGCCGCCAUCUUCUUGCGACGGUGGCGCCGCGGUGCGAGCAUUUGGCGGGGACUGCGGGCACCGCGAAUGGCUGCAUUAGCCGGAGCGGGAACAGCUGAUAAUGGCUUGCUGUACAGGUGGACCGCUGACGCUUAAAAUUGGUGCAGUCCUGUGGAAGAUAGAAUUCGCCAGCCGAGGGGGCCUGACUGGAGAAAGCUGCACUGACAGAAGUGCCAAGUGGAACCAGGGCACAAAAAGAAAUGUUACGCCAGCACAAAUAGGUGUUAUGGAUUUUACUCUGCGAAAGGAAUUCAGAGACCUGUCUGAGCAUGAAGGGCAGAAGGUUAAUGCAAAACGCUAUGAGACUCAUGAGCAGUAUGUGAGAGAGAUGCAGCAGUCCGUUAUAGCACCCCUUCUCGACAUAAAGGGAAGUCUACUGCACCAGACUGUAACUGCAAAAAUGUCACCUAGUGUGCAUGCUAAAACUAAGCUUAGAGGAAAUGUAGCCAAGCUCAUUCACGGUCCACAUGACGACGACGACCUGUUGGCAUGUGAUGUGUGCGCAGAAUUUUACGGCAAAUGGGUAAGAAUUAAAGAACCUGUGAGGUUAAAUCUUAUGCUGCUUACAUGCCAACAGACCGGAAGGCUUUGGAAAGCGAGCCGUAAGCUGCGCCUCACAGCUUCAAAUGUGUCAAAAGUGCCACGAAAAAAAGAAACUCCGCCAGAAAAUUUCGUGAAAUCAUGCCUCUUCAGUCAGUUUAGGGGAAACAAUGCAACGAGUCAUGGCCAAAGGUUCGAGCCUGUUGCCAGGCAGAUGUUUGAGCGUCCUACUGGUAUUCAUGUUGAACGUUGUGGCACAGUAGUUAGCGCCACCCACCCGUUUCUAGAAACGUCAGCGAGCCCAGAUGGCUUAGUUGGUACAGAUGGCAUCUUAGAAAUCAAGUGCCCACUUGUAGAUGACUGCCUGCAGCUUCUUGAAUCCAACAAGUAUGAUGUCAAAAACGUUUCAAACGGAUCAUACUACCUUGAUAAAAAAGGAAAAAAAUGGCUACUAUUACCAAGUCCAGUUCAUAAUCUUCUGCACAGAGCGCACGCACUGUUAUUUCUUUGUCUGGUCAGCUAUGAACUUUAUUACAGUUGAAGUGCCUUUUGACGCAGAUUUUGUAUGCCUUCACAUUUCAAGGCUGUCAGAAUUUUACUUCAGGCACUACUUGCCAAGGCUUGUUGAUGCAGUUCACAAGAACACCUUAGACAUAUCUGAAUAUAAGGAUUUUGUACUAGCAAAAGACGCUGCAGUGUGCACUGUGUAAAAUUGAAUUUUUAUUUUUGCAAUGGAUUUUCAA